Messenger RNA from Caenorhabditis remanei, 279 nucleotides. RefSeq lists its product as uncharacterized. The record is from RefSeq and is a predicted model, not a curated record. Bases 1 to 279 code for a protein of 92 amino acids. Lineage: Eukaryota; Metazoa; Nematoda; Chromadorea; Rhabditida; Rhabditidae. The transcript has a single exon.
AUGACGAAAAGUGAUGGAACGUCUAAUAAUGGAGAGAUCAUUCCAAAACUUGAAGCUAUGUCUCCUGUUCCAUCCCAUCCGUUGCCUAUUCCUACAAAUGUGAAACCAGAAUACAGUUUGGUGUCUGUCCGAUCCAAUGUCCCAAUCAUCCAUUUGAUAUAUGAGCAGCCAGCACCACCCGGAUGGAGAUACGACCUUGCCUGGCACAAAAACGUUUAUUUUUUUAACGAACCGAUCUACUACCGAGAUAAUUACUAUCAUAUCAUUCAUAAUGUUUGA